Molecule: messenger RNA, 1674 nt
Organism: Marchantia polymorpha subsp. ruderalis
Lineage: Eukaryota; Viridiplantae; Streptophyta; Marchantiopsida; Marchantiales; Marchantiaceae
Source: the annotation of a GenBank genome assembly
GAUGAUUUCGUCGUCCGAACAGGGAGUAACGUGCGGGCGCACGCGCAACCCUAGGGACCAGGAAACUGAGUUCGGCAAAUUUGGCCCAUUUCGUCGUGAGGUUGCUUCUGUGUAAGGGCUGUGGAAGGAAGAAAAGCUCGGUGAAGCGAAAGGCGAAGGCGUGAAGCAUAGCGAUCGUGACGGGAAGUUGAUCUCGCUGUUUUGACCGAUCGGGUUGAAUGGCGAUGGCGGAUGCUGCAUCAUGGGGCAGCAAAAGGAAUCCUGCUCGACGCCUCGGGGGUAUGUCGGAUGCCCUCAGUCUGGCUGCCGAUCUCGGCCUGUGCACGCCGCCAGUGCAGGACGAUGGUGCUCAAAAUGGCUCGCCGAUUGCAAUGGGACCAGGCAGCGCAGAUGCACUGGUCAGAGUGUUGCGAGAGCUGACUACAAUCCAGCGGAACUUAGUCAAUCUGCAAGUCGAAUUGCAAGGCCGGCAGAUGUUCAAUACAUGAACGGGUACUUCAUCGAUGGUGGCAGGAGGAUGAGCGAGUGGCACAUUUGACCCAUGUGGGUGAGAUCGAGAAGAAAAUGCAAGCGUUAGCGAAAACGACAGCAACGUUAAAAGAUGUGAUCCAAAAUAAGGACCGAAUUAUCGCCCGCUUACAGCAGCCAUACUCCCUUGAUUGCAUUCCCGUUGAGACAGAAUAUCAGAAACAGUUUUCAGAGCUGUUGAUUAAGGCAGCUGGUGACUAUGGAGCUUUAUCUGCUGCCAUGGGAGAUCUCCAAUGGAGUAGCAAUUUCAAAGAUCCACCUGCUGUUUGGGGGGAGUUGUUGAGACCAAUACCUGCAGCCCUGGCGUCAUGCACUAGAUACUCCGAAGCUCUAUCAGCGAUGAGAGAGGCGGUCACAGAGAUGUGUAAACUGAGGGCCGGUAGUACGUUGGCUCCACUGAAGGUCGGCUGGUCUUCUCCCCGACCUGAUCCCCGACCCGAACCAGAGUGUGUAACCCCUCAAUGGACUCGGGAGACAGUAAUCUCGGAGGAACCAAGUUCAGAAGACUUGAUCAGUCGAACUCGGAGGCUUGCAUCUCAACUUCAGCCUCCACGAGAAGAGGAGUGGCGAACGGUUACUGAAUGGUAUGGUGGCAGCAUCACUCGAUCGCAUCUGACUCAAGCCAUGUACGGAACACGCUGAUAACACCUGGCCGGUUAUCAAGUUCAACGACAUUGAUCGAUAACACAAUAUCUCUGCGUGGAACAAUGAAUCUGGAUUCAUCCUGUUGGGCCCAAAGAACGGUACCUGUACACUUGACAGCCUGUUACCCUUCAUUCAAACGUCAGAGACGAGUCAAGAGGGCUGGGCAAGGAGGUCCAUUAAAAGAGCAUGAAUUUGGAAGGAUCCUCUAUCGAAAGUAAACACUGUCGAUAUUCUUCAUCAUGGAGAGCGUUGUACCCACAAUAGCAAAUUUUGAAUCAAAUUUCGUAGUUUACAGUGUAUAGCCGAUAGAUGUAAAAUCUCACGGAACUCACGAAAAGCGCAGGACACCACGCUUGAGACGCCGCUUAAGAAAACCCUAUGCACCUCGGCUCUCUAAGCCGUAUGUAGCUCAGAUGCCUGUCGUCAUCGGGCUGAGGGAGAAAUACUGAAAUACGUUGCUUCUAAGACUUCAAUAUAGAUACCAGAUACUUAGAAAAGUUC